This is a messenger RNA of Mercenaria mercenaria, 5955 nucleotides long. RefSeq names its product inactive hydroxysteroid dehydrogenase-like protein 1. Lineage: Eukaryota; Metazoa; Mollusca; Bivalvia; Venerida; Veneridae. Gene Ontology annotation, molecular function: oxidoreductase activity. The transcript is spliced from 9 exons. The record is from RefSeq and is a predicted model, not a curated record. The coding region runs from base 13 to 1065 and encodes 350 amino acids.
GCGACUUUCAAAAUGGCUGCAAUCGACCGGUUCGAGUUUCUGCUUCGGGAAAUUUUAGAGUUUUUCUCAAAUAUACGAGAUGUAUUUGCAGUUUUAGGAGCGAUAUAUGCUGCAAAGAAAACCUUACGGCUUGCUGCAACUGUGUUUGACUCUGUCAAUGUCCAGUUGAUAAGCAGACUAUCAGCAAAUUGUGAUUUAUCUGAAAAGUUUGGAAGUUGGGCAGUUGUAACUGGGAGCAGUGAGGGUAUUGGACGGGCUUAUGCAAGAGAGCUUGCAAGUAGAGGGUUCAAUCUUGUAUUGAUAAGUAAACCAGAGAAUAGGCUUUACAGAGCUGCAAAACAAAUAGAGGAAGAAUUCAAUGUACAAACGAGCUGUGUAGCUGUAGAUUUUUCCAUUGGAAGGGAUACAUAUAACCUUAUCUGGGACAGUAUUAAGGACAAGGAAAUCGGAGUACUUGUGAACAAUGUAGGUGUAAUGUAUGAUCAUCCACAGUAUUUUCUUGAUGUUCCAGUUGAAAGACUGUGGCAGAUUGUAAAUAUAAAUGUAGCAGCAGCAACUAUGAUGACUCACAUGAUUCUCCCACAGAUGGUUCAAAGGGGUAAAGGUGCUAUAGUGGUUGUGUCGUCAGGGGCAUGUUCACAGAUUACACCUCAAAUGACAGUAUAUGCUGGCACUAAGAGUUUCCUUGAUUAUUUUGCGCAAGCACUAAGAUACGAAUACAAGAAUUGUGGGAUAGUCAUACAGUCACUGAGGCCAUUCUAUGUAAAUACAAAAAUGACACGAUACAGUAAGACAUUAACCAGUUACGGACUUCUCGUGCCAUCAGCUGAGGUUUAUGCACGUCAUGCUGUUGCUACUCUAGGAUACAGUGGAAGAACCACCGGUUACUGGCCACACAGUAUACAGAUGUGGCUUUCCAACAUGAUUCCUGAGUGGUUGUGGAUGUGGGGCGCUAGUCGUUUGAAUACAGCUCUGAGACGUCAAGCAUUGGAGAGACUGGAUAGAAAAGAUAAAAUGAAAUCUUCCGAUAGUAUGAACACUAUAGCUGAAGCCGUGCAGUCAUAGCAUGUGAAAAAAAUUGAUGUACCCUUGUUUUUUGCUUAAGUUUUCAAAUUGAGAUUCUUUUAAGAGCAAAGAUUGCAUGGGUUAAAUUAUAUAUAAGUCAAACACUUUUAAUAAAUUCAAACAAUCAAGCUGGAAAAUUGGUUUUAUGAAAUAUUUUUGCAAUCACUAUAUUACUGCCUUUUUUCAUUGCAUCUAAAUUCAUAUGCUUUUGAAAACCAGUGCAGAAUAUUGAGUUCAGAUCAGUGAUUGAGCAAAUUUUCUCCUUGAGAUUUUGAUUUUUGACAAUAUAUUGUAAAGAACUGCUCCUCCUUCGACUUCCUCUUAACCAUUACCAUGCUAAACUUUUUAUAAUGAACUUUUCCAUCUUUCAAUUUGGACAGUACCAUUAACUGUAAAAAGGGGUGUUUACCAAAUAGAUACAGACUGAGUGGCAGACCAUGCAGAUCUUGCUCAGACUGCACAGAUGUGCAGGCUGAUCAUAAUCUUCACUGCUUGCAAAGUCAGAAUCAAAAGUGUCCAGCAUGAUGAGGGUUAAUUGAGGAAAGUUUUAAAACUACUUUGGGAGAACUAGUACAAACUGGGAAGCAGUCUAGUAACUCCUAUUAGAUGAGAAGGGGGUAAACUCAGUUAAAUAAAAAAAAAGUUGGAAGUAACAUUAUCAGUGACAGUUUUAUUAUGUAAGAAAAAAAAUCUCAGUUUGAAAAUGAAAGUAAAAUUCUGGGGUAAGAUUAUGACAGAUGUAAACAAAAUGUGCAAUGUGAUCUGUGACUUUAUUGUGAUAGUGUAAUGAAUGUUGUUUCUUGAAAAUUGAAUCAUGCAAGAAGUCUUUGAAAGUGCUGCUCACUUAGACAUUUCAUUGCCUUAUAGCAUCAGUUCCUUGCCUUAUAGCUCAUCACAGCACAAUAUUCUCAAGUUGUGCUUUUGUGAUCACUUAGCAUCCAGUGUCUAUCUGCUAGGUCUCGAAAAACUUCCUUUUGCUACAAAAUUUUUUUAAGCAAUCUCAUUUUUCAAAAAAAGGUGGAGCACUCUGUGCUUUAAAGGGUCAAAAUGAUUUGGGAAGAAUGUUUCUUGAAUGACUUUCUAUGUAAAGUUAUCACCUAUUCGAGUCGUGAAACUUUGGUGAACUAUUAAGGGCCAUUGCGGCUCUUGUGCUUUCUUUUUUACUGAAUCAAGUAAUCGUGACUAUAGCUAUGUAAUCAAGUGCAUAUUUGUGAAUUAAGUUUAAUUAGAAUGAUUGACUUUGGUGUGGAAAAACUAAAACGAAUUUGUCUUAAGAAUAUAAAAACAAAUACAAAGCAAAAUGCAGAAAUAUCUGGUUGUUUUAGAAAGCUUUUUAUCACAGGCAAUGUGCAGAAAUAAAAAAAAAAGUGUUAGAGAUAUGUAAAAGAUCCUUAGAUUCUUUAAAUACUAGAUGAAUCACCUAAGUUGAAAUAAUGUAAAUAAUGGCUUGAAAGCUUUCUAAACUAUGAAGACUUGGUAGUUGCAGCUUCUGCUGCACAUGUAAGUUAUAUAUCAAAGGCAGAGAGCAAAACUGUUGUAUUUAGUUUUUUAUUAAUAUACAUUUACAGUGGUUUUGAACUUGGCCCUCGCUAUAUCCACAAGUACAUCAGUGUUGUUGUUUGCUGUGAUCCAAAGAUUGACCUGGAUUGUUCUGUUGUUCACAUUUUAACCAGUCCUUUUUAAAUUCACUUCUAAAUUCUUAUAGCUAGGUAAUAAUGUUUUCAUUUAAACUUUUUGUCAAAACUUAAAUAUGGCUUUUACAAAUUAUUACAAAUUUUUAGCUCACCUGAGCCAAAGGCUUAUGCUGAGCUUUUGUGACCGCUCAUUGGCUGUCGUGUGUCAUGCGUCUGUCAACAUUUGCUAAAAAAAGAUUGUUCAUAUUAUCCCCCUAGGGUCAAAUAUGGCCCGCCCUACAUAGACUUAUAUAGGGAAAACUUUGCAAAUGUUCUUGUCCAAAACCACAAGGCAUAGAGCCUCAAUGCUUGGCAUGUGACAUCAUCUAAUGGUCUUCUAUAACUUUUGUUCAGAUUAUGCCCCUAGGGUCAAAAGAGGCCCCACCCCGGGGGUCCCAAGUUUUACAUAGACUUAUAUAGGAAAAAACUUUAAAAAUCUUCUUAUCUGAAAACCAUAAGACCUAGGCUUUUGAUAUUUGGUUUGUAGCAUUGCCUUGUGGUCCUCUGCCAAAAUUGUUCAAAUUAUGCCCCUGGGGUGAAAAGAGGCCACGCCCCAGGGUUUCAAAGUUUUACAUAGACAUAUAGGAAUUUUUUUAAAUCUUCUUGUCUGAAACUACAUGGCCUAGGCUUUUGAUAUUUAGUAUGUUGCAUUGCCUAGUGGUCCUCUACCAAGAUUGUUCAAAUUAUGCCGCUUGGGUAAAACGAGGCCCUGCCCUGGGGGUCCCAAGUAUAAAAGAAAAAACUUUUAAUAAUCUUCUUGACUGAAAGUUCAAGGCCUAGGCUUCUGAAAUUUGGUAUGUAGCAUUGCCUAGUGGCUGUCUCACAAAAUUGUUCAAAUUAUGCCACUGCGGUGAAAAGAGGCCACAGAGGGUCGCUUAGUUUUUAUAUGAGUUAUAUAGGAAAAAUACUUUGAAAAUUAUCUGAUCAAAUUUCCUAGACUGUUUGAUUAUAAUUACAUGAUGACCUCAAGUAAUUAGGGGUCACUUGACUGUGACCUUACCCUACUGACUUACUUUCUUGUUUUUAAGAUACAGCCUUGAAAUUUGAAUGACAUAUAUAGUUUUGCACACCGAUCUUAAAACUGAAUUUCAGUGACCAUGACUGUGACCAACUGACCUACUUUCUUAUAUUUUAACAUCAGUUUGACAUUUGAAACAUGUAGCUCAUAUUACUCAGGUGAGUGAUCCAGGGUCAUCAUGACCAUCUUCUUGAGUAAUUUUACACUUUGAAUCACAGCCUUUUUAGAUAUGAAUCCGCACUAUAACUUUUUGUAUUCUUAGUUAAUUAGAAGCAUUCUGUACUUGCAUAGACUUAACAAUAUGGAUAUAUUAUAUAUAUAUAUCGGUGAAGACUUUUUCAACAUCUAUUAAUAAGGUUUUACCAUGACUAUUUGUUACUACAUCUGUCAUUAUGUAACGCCUCUCACGUUUACAUAAGCUUGUAGUAAAUAUUUGCCUUUCAGUACAUACCAGUAUUAUAAGUCUGUUUGGUCCUGCUCAGAAAAAGUCCAUUCCGGAUAGUUUGCAAACAUUCCCAAAAAUGAAAGAGCAAAUGUUUUAUUUACGUAAUUUUCGGUGACAUUUCUUUAUGUUUGUGUAACGGUUUCCUAGUUGUUUUAAAAUAUGUUGUAAUCUUGUUUAGUUACCAGCUUUUGUUAUCACAAUUUAUGGCUACAAUUUUUUUAAAGGCACCAAACAGUUUAGAGUAACUUCAGGAGAGAGUUUAACAAUGAAAGUUAAGACUAUAUAAAGUCUUAUAAGAGUUAAGUAUUUUGAUCACUUUCAGGUGUUGAAAGUGUUUCGACAUACACAACUUUUAGAUUGAGUGUUACUGAAAAAAGGGUUUGUUUUUAUGUAGUCACAUUAUCAUGUAAAUUAUGUGAUAUGCUCUAUGUUGCUUUAAAAGUGCUAGUUAUAAUAUUGUUUAUGUUAAUUGCUGUCUGUUGUUCUAAAUAUACCUACAGUACUGUUAACUGCCAUAGGCAGGUACAUCCUACAGGGUGAAAUUUAGUUUGCCAGGUUAAUAUGUGUGUAUACAAAUGUGUUCAAAGAGCAACAAGUGUUCAAAGAGCAAACAGUGUUUAAUUAAAUAAACCUAUGUGUAUCAUUGUGUAUCAAAGAAAUUACUCUUGUCUUGAUGUAGCCUUGUUUAUGAGUUUACCUGUGUGUUCAUAGAUGAUGUAACCAUGUUUGUGAAAUUACCCUCGUCUAUAUAGAUGAUGUACCCUUCUUUAUGAAGUUACCCUCAUGUUUAUAGAUGAUGUACCAGUAUUUAUGAAGUUAACCUCUUCUUUAUAGAGGAUGUAACCUUGUUUAUGAAUUGCCCUUGUCUUCAUAGAUGAUGUACCUUCUUUAUGAAAUAACCCUCGUCUUGAUAGAUGAUAUACCCUUGUUUAUGAAUUACCCUCAUCUUUAUAGAUGAUGUACCCUUGUUUAUGAAUUACCCUCAUCUUUAUAGAUGAUGUACCCUUGUUUAUGAACUGCCCUCGUCUUGAUAGAUGAUGUACCCUUGUUUAUGAAUUACCCUCAUCUUUAUAGAUGAUGUACCCUUGUUUAUGAACUGCCCUCGUCUUGAUAGAUGAUAUACCCUUGUUUAUGAAUUACCCUCAUCUUUAUAGAUGAUGUACCCUUGUUUAUGAAUUACCCUCAUCUUUAUAGAUGAUGUACCCUUGUUUAUGAACUGCCCUCGUCUUGAUAGAUGAUGUACCCUUGUUUAUGAAUUACCCUCAUCUUUAUAGAUGAUGUACCCUUGUUUAUGAAUUACCCUCAUCUUUAUAGAUGAUGUACCCUUGUUUAUGAACUGCCCUCGUCUUUAUAGAUGAUGUACCUUCUUUAUGAAAUAACUCUCGUCUUGAUAGAUGAUUUGCCCUUUAUGAAAUUACCCUCGUCUUUAUAGAUAAUGUGCCUUCCUUACUGAAAUUACCCUCAUCUUUACAGAGAAUGUAACGCUGUUUAUAUUACCCGCACCUUUAUAGAUGAUGCCCUUGUUUAUGAAAUUACACUUGUCUUUGCAGAUGAUGUACUCUCCUAUAUGAAAUUACACUUGUCUAUAUAUGAUUUGCCCUUCUUUAUGACGUUACAAUCUUUAUUGAUUAUGUAUUCUUGUUUAUGAAAUUACCAAUGUCUUUAUAGAUGAUAUGAUUUUUGUUUUGUUCAAGGCUUUUUUGUAUUUUAUUAUUAAAAUAAUUAUGCAAGAAUUGAGAAAAAAAUAAAUCUUU